GUACCACAGCUCACGGCUUCCCUGUUGUCAACUACUACGUAAUUGAGGCUCGACGCAAGCUCGCGACUAGGGCGGCUUACUACUCAGGACAUAUGCUCUAGAGAUAAGGGUGUUGAUAUCGCUUGAAAGCCUGCAUGUGGGCCCGGCUUGAGCUGGCCUGGUGAGGGCCUAGCUUUAGGGCUUGAGGGCCUCAGGCCUGGCACAUCACUAGCAGCUUGCUUCCUGCAAACUCUCGAUAUUAUGAGCAACCUGAACAAACAACUCGCUCUCCCUAUAUAACAGUAUCCAAGUGACUCAUUCAAUCCAACACAACCAACAAAUCAUCUCUCCUAACACACAAUCAUGGUUCAUUACGCAUACGUAAAAAAUAUCAACUCUGACUCAACCUAUCGAUACGUGAUUGUCUUCGCCAGCCGCGCUGUUGCCGAUGAGUGGUGGCGUGCGGUGUCCACUUCCAGCAAUGUUAAGUUUUCGGACAGUGUCAGGCGUGUCAACGCCCAGUUCUACACCCAUGACGUGUCCCAGGCCAACGCCGCCAACUCCCUCACAACCAGUGGUGUUGCGACUCAAUUCAUAGGCAAGGUGUUUUUCACGUUGCUGAACGACCUAGUUGGUCGCGGGUUGAGCGUCAUCCCAUCGACUGACUGCGCGGACUAUGUUAGCGGGAACUCUUUUUUUAUUCGAUCCAAAGUCUCUCCACACGAGUACUGGUACUGUCCCUUAUCAUCUAACUCCAACGCGACAAACUCGGUCUACGUUUCGCGUACCGAGCGCACCCGCUUCCGCGUCGGCAUCACGGACAAGGACACUGAAGGGACCAUCAUGAUUGGCUCUGACGAGAUCGUUAUCACCUUGCUCACCGUCAAUUUGUCCAUUAACGUUGCCGACAACAGUCAAGUGAUGCUUUCGAGUGCUCCUGAGUCGGGGUUGAAGUUUAGGGACCUUUUGAACAAAUUCACUGUGGGGCCUACCAUGUACAAGGACGGUCAAAGCUUGGACAUGAAGGAGCUCUUCAGCUCGGGUAAUGGAGAAGAGUGGGAACUCGCUUGAACUGCUGUAGUUUGAUAUCAAGGCAAAGGGCUUGCAUAUGACACAAAGUGGUCUUGUAUUUGUAACACCGAAGCAAUUGGAUAUUUUCUUGAACGUCUGCAACCACGUGUACAACUACAGGGCUUUAGAACAGACCUCUCGACCCACUAACAGCAGUUCU
Messenger RNA from Suillus clintonianus, 1210 nucleotides. RefSeq lists its product as uncharacterized. The transcript has 4 exons. Bases 343 to 1050 code for a protein of 235 amino acids. The record is from RefSeq and is a predicted model, not a curated record. NCBI's taxonomy places the organism in Eukaryota, Fungi, Basidiomycota, Agaricomycetes, Boletales, Suillaceae.